CUCGUGGUUGGCCAUUGUCGACAUUGGUACCACGUACGCGCAAUUUUUUUGGGAAGCCAGCAUGAACAAAUCACGCGUAGACCCGGUGCGAAAUGAAUACUUUUAUUCAGUGUUAAACGUGCCAACUACCGCUUCCGCAAACGAAAUACGGGAACGCUACAAAGCAUUAUCUGUAAUUUUUCACCCCGAUAAGCAACGCGGGGAACGGACAAAGGACACUGCAGCUGUGGAAUUCCUUGAAAUUCAGAAGGCUUACGAAGGCGAAGAUGCUUUAAAAACCCCGUGGCCAACAGAGUUGCGGUCUCAGAGUGUUGAACAAAUACGUGCGCAUCUUCGACGUUGGAGGAUCGAUCGUAGUCAAGAAGUGUUUGAUCACCUCAUUCGGCCAAGAGGCACUGUGACGUGUGGAAUUGACGCAUCGACGUUGUUCGCACGCGAUGGUGACCUAGAUUAUGAUUCGAGAGGCAUCCUCACCCGCUUCCGUGGAGUCUGGGUCUCUCAAUUUGCCAUUCGUCACUCUGUUAUGAAAGUGUUGAAUGAAAAGACUAAUCUCAAAUUCACAAGUCACCUGGGACUAGGCCCUCGAAAUGACUUGCUGAGUAGAAAUAACCUCAUGGGCACGAUACGCCAUCAAUUUUCUCCUCGGCUCGCUUUGGAGGCUACAGCACAUUUCUUAGACCCUCACCUCGUUGUCGCAAAAGCGAGCUACGAAGAUAAUGACAAUACCCUAAAUUGCCGUGUGCAUUUCAUUCCUGCAUUCUGGAACCUUCUCCCUCCGGCUAGUACCGUUUCCUUCAGUCGUCGACUCUUCCGACACGCUUCAACGGUGGGCUCUGUGGCGUGGACAUUCUCUCCAUUGUCCAUGGGAAGCUUUGAAUUUGAUAUACACUCCCCUCAGCCAUUUGACUUCUCGUCUUCUGAAAAUUACGUUCGCUAUACGGACCGUAUGAACGCCGACUUUACAAAUAAGCCUGGCUCCGCCAGUGGUUUUGGGGUUGGACUGCGGGCUUGGUCGUGUGGAUUACAGUUAUCUGGCCGCCUAGAGAUUGGGUUUCGGCAAAUGGCCUAUUUGGUCACUGCAACAUGGACUAACACGAAUGCUGCUAUAUCAACUAGCUUUGGUGUGAGCACCAAGGGGUUAAUCAUGCGCUUCGAGUUGGAAUAUCUCCAUCAGAAGUGGAUAUUGCCAAUAACUUUGUCCACCGUAAGAAAUCAAACAUUGGAGUUCUUUUCGGCUGUUUUGCCUUCAACAGUUCUCCUCCUCGGAUAUCAUUUUAUUUUGAAGCCUCGUAGGCAGUUACAACGGACAUUAUAUUUCCGCAAGGCUGAGCGCCUCCUCAAAGAGGAAAAAACUCAGCUAAAGAGGCGGAUUGAUGAUACCGUGGGGUUGUUGAGCGACACUGCCAAACGUCACAUGCAGACGGAGAGGUCCAGAGGAGGCCUUGUCAUCUUGAGUGCGACGUACGGACCCGAAACGGGCGCCGAGAACCUUACGAUAGAUGUAACCGUGCCUGUACAAGCCUUGGUGCACAACAGUCAGGUUCAUAUCCCCGGUCAUCGCACAAAGGCCGGCAUUCAAGGUUUCUACGAUCCCGCCCCUACAUCUCCAAAAUCGCUUCGCGUACGUUAUCUUUUCCGUGAUCGACAACAUUACGCAGAGAUUCCCGACUAUGUCCCGGUCGUGCUGCCUUUGCCAGAUCAUCUGGUGAAUUAACCGGCUUCCAGUUGCUACAAACCUGUUGUCACUCCCACCCAGUAUCUCUUAUACCCAUGUCUAAUGUUAAUGUGGAUAACUAUUGGCUCUUGAGAUUUGAAAUAUGACCUUAAUCAAAUGCGUAUCAACC
Messenger RNA from Suillus fuscotomentosus, 1844 nucleotides. RefSeq lists its product as uncharacterized. The transcript is spliced from 12 exons. Lineage: Eukaryota; Fungi; Basidiomycota; Agaricomycetes; Boletales; Suillaceae. Gene Ontology annotation, biological process: cristae formation. The coding region runs from base 62 to 1714 and encodes 550 amino acids. The record is from RefSeq and is a predicted model, not a curated record.